Molecule: messenger RNA, 1446 nt
Organism: Schizosaccharomyces osmophilus
Lineage: Eukaryota; Fungi; Ascomycota; Schizosaccharomycetes; Schizosaccharomycetales; Schizosaccharomycetaceae
Gene: inp2
Product: myosin binding vezatin family protein involved in peroxisome inheritance Inp2
Exons: 3
Coding region: 1-1446 (481 amino acids)
Source: RefSeq, a predicted model, not a curated record
AUGAAAGGAAUUCAUCGCUCGUUAAGUAAUUUAUUUUUUAUAGAAAAUAUUUCAGAUGACACCCGUAACAAUGGUAUUUCGCGCUAUUGGUCAGUAAUAAUUUCCAAGUUGUACUAUCUUGGAUGUGUUUCUUCUGAUCUGUUUGUAAACCAUGCCUGGCCUUAUGUUUUGGAAUCUUUUCAACCAAAUCUGUGCGAAACAGAGAGAACCCUUCUUUACGACAAUAUCCAGUACAUAAUCUAUACUUCAGACUUGCUUGUUGGAGACCAUAAAUUACAUUGUCAAGGAAAUCUGACUUUUAGCUCAUCUAUCCCAGUCCCAAGUCCACCAUCUUUCUCUUCUAAAAAGCUUUGGUAUAUGUUUACUUACCAAUCUUUCUUACAUGCUGGCUAUUGCUUGGGCUUCUAUUGCGUGGUUUCAUUACUCUGCAACUUCGUGUCUUUUAAUCCCCUCAAAAUUGGCUUUUAUUGCUACCUCAUUUUCUCAAUUGUAAUAAUCUUUUGUCAUUUUUUGGUAUAUUACACUCGCAUCGACGGUUUGUAUAGUAUAUACCGUCUAACCCAUGCGUUGCAAUCGUUCGAAGAUGUUUCCAAUCGCGUUUACACUCAGAUCUGUGAGUUAGGUCAUCCAGAUUACGUUGACAGGUCUUCUGAUGAUUUGGGUCAGCAUAACCAGGGUUUUCAAAUCAGCAGAAAUCAAGAGCUCAUGUCCCGAAAAGUCUCUGACCUAUUUGGGAAGCUACUACCAUCGUACCAAGAGUUGCUAUCAAGAUUAUACCCAUUUACAGCUCCAUCGUACUUGAGGGAUCUCCUGCUCCUCUACAAGCUGCCCAACUGUUUCACCAAUACUUCAAUCCCAUUUUCGCUAAAACAAAUUGUAAACCCUAACUUGCAGCGGAAUUCUCUGUAUUGUCUCCGGAAAGAGGCAACUGAGUAUAACUCUCAUUCUAAUGAAUCCUUGCUGUUUUUAGUGAAAAGCUACUCCGAGUUAACGGUUGUAUUCAAACAAAUUCUUUGUUGUAUACUGUCAUUUUCUGUGCAAACGUUUCCUCAAGAAUGCACAUCAUGGCCAACUUUGUGUCAUAACAUUGAUAGUUUAAUUGCUACACUGUGUGACUUUACUGAACAACUGUCUUCAUUCUCCUCUUUUAUGCCAGAAAGUGGUGGAGUGACUCCAGAAAACGAUCGUCUUAAUCAUUCUUCCCGUAACAAAACAUUUGACGUGGAAAAUCUUAAAAAGAAAUUACAAAGAUUACAUUUCGCAAUGCUUGAAACGCACGGAAAUAUUAGUUUAUACUUACAAGAAAAUGCGAAUGUAGGGUCCCAAGAAGGGGCCUUAAAAGAAUACGAUCACUUUGGAUUUCAGCUAAAAGGAUUACUGUCUGAAUGGGAAUUUUAUCGUGAUAUGCUGACCCCAAUGACUUCCUCUUCAAGGAAGAAAUGUUGA